Dentiscutata erythropus is the source of this 141-nucleotide messenger RNA. The record is from the annotation of a GenBank genome assembly. Lineage: Eukaryota; Fungi; Glomeromycota; Glomeromycetes; Diversisporales; Gigasporaceae.
UUGUUGAUGUCGUUGCAUUGGUGUUGUCAUUGGUGUCGUCAUGUCAUUGUUGGUGUUAUGUUGUCAGUAGUUAAAGCAUCUUGGUGGAUUCUUGAUGAACGAGUAUCUUUGCUUGUCGUUGGUGUUGUAGGCUUUUGGUAG